CCAACAUGGCGGAGCUGACGGUGGAGGUUCGCGGCUCCAACGGGGCUUUCUACAAGGGAUUUAUCAAAGAUGUCCAUGAAGACUCCCUCACAGUUGUUUUUGAAAAUAAUUGGCAACCAGAACACCAGGUUCCGUUUAAUGAAGUUCGAUUACCACCACCACCUGAUAUAAAAAAAGAAAUUAGUGAAGGAGAUGAAGUAGAGGUAUAUUCGAGAGCAAAUGACCAAGAGCCAUGUGGAUGGUGGUUAGCUAAAGUUCGGAUGAUGAAAGGAGAGUUUUAUGUCAUUGAAUAUGCUGCUUGUGAUGCCACUUACAAUGAAAUAGUCACAUUUGAACGACUUCGGCCUGUCAAUCAAAAUAAAACUGUCAAAAAAAACACCUUCUUUAAGUGCACAGUGGAUGUUCCUGAGGAUUUGAGAGAGGCGUGUGCGAAUGAAAAUGCCCAUAAGGAUUUUAAGAAAGCAGUAGGAGCGUGCAGAAUUUUCUACCAUCCUGAAACUACCCAGCUAAUGAUACUGUCGGCCAGUGAAGCAACUGUGAAGAGAGUAAUUAUCUUAAGUGAUAUGCAUUUGCGAAGUAUUCGGACAAAGUUAAUGCUUAUGUCCAGAAAUGAAGAAGCCACUAAGCAUUUAGAAUGCACAAAACAGCUUGCAGCAGCUUUUCAUGAAAAAUUUGUUGUGAGAGAAGACUUAAUGGGCCUGGCAAUAGGAACCCAUGGUAGUAACAUACAGCAAGCUAGGAAGGUUCCUGGAGUAACUGCCAUUGAGUUAGAUGAAGAUACUGGAACGUUUAGGAUCUAUGGAGAGAGUGCUGAGGCUGUAAAAAAAGCUAGGGGUUUCUUGGAAUUUGUGGAGGAUUUUAUUCAAGUUCCCAGGAAUCUUGUUGGAAAAGUUAUUGGAAAAAAUGGCAAAGUUAUUCAAGAAAUAGUGGAUAAAUCUGGUGUGGUUCGAGUAAGAAUUGAAGGCGACAACGAAAAUAAACUACCUAGAGAAGAUGGAAUGGUUCCAUUUGUAUUUGUUGGCACUAAAGAAAGUAUUGGAAAUGUACAAGUUCUCCUAGAAUAUCACAUUGCUUACUUAAAGGAAGUGGAACAGCUAAGAAUGGAAUGCCUUCAGAUUGAUAAACAGCUGCGACAGAUUGGUUCUAGGUCUUAUAGUGGAAGAGGCAGAGGUCGUCGGGGCCCUAAUUACACCUCCGGUUAUGGUACAAAUUCUGAGCUGUCAAACCCCUCCGAAACAGAGUCUGAGCGUAAGGAUGAGCUGAGUGAUUGGUCAUUGGCAGGAGAAGAUGAUCGAGAGAGUCGCCAUCAGUGAGACAGCAGGAGACGCCCAGGAGGAAGAGGCAGAAGUGUUUCUGGGGGUCGAGGUCGUGGUGGACCACGUGGUGGCAAAUCCUCCAUCAGUUCUGUGCUCAAAGAUCCAGACAGCAAUCCAUACAGCUUACUUGAUAAUACAGAAUCAGAUCAGACUGCAGACACUGACACCAGCGAAUCUCAUCACAGUACUAACCGUCGUAGGCGGUCUCGUAGACGAAGGACUGAUGAAGAUGCUGUUCUGAUGGAUGGAAUGACUGAAUCUGAUACAGCCUCAGUUAAUGAGAAUGGGCUGGCAAAAGAUGUGAUUGAAGAGCACGGUCCUUCAGAAAAGGCAAUAAAUGGUCCAACUAGCGCUUCUGGCGAUGAAAUUCCUAAACUACCGCGUACUCCAGGAGAAGAAAAGACUAAGAACUUAAAAGAAGAAAGCACUCAAGAAGCAGCAGUCCUGAAUGGUGUUUCAUAACUGAAGGAAGUUCCUAGUUUACAGUUCUUUUACAUUACAGUUACAAUAGUGCUUGUACAAGCUUGCCAAAGAUAGAAUAUGGAUCGCCAGUCUUACAUCGCACUUUCAGUUCCUCCAUUUGGAAUUCAGAAAGGGGAGGGAUCCUGAAGAAAUCAUAUGUUAAACAUACUUUGACACCUACUGUGUUAAAAAUAUAUCAUCAGAUGUGCCUUGAGAAUAGUAUAUGUAACAUUAAAAAAAAGUUGCUGGCUA
Messenger RNA from Peromyscus leucopus (white-footed mouse), 2030 nucleotides. Its product is annotated as fragile X mental retardation syndrome-related protein 1-like. Gene Ontology annotation, cellular component: membrane; nucleus; presynapse. Lineage: Eukaryota; Metazoa; Chordata; Mammalia; Rodentia; Cricetidae. Gene Ontology annotation, biological process: positive regulation of translation; central nervous system development; regulation of mRNA stability. Gene Ontology annotation, molecular function: mRNA 3'-UTR binding; translation regulator activity; protein homodimerization activity. The record is from RefSeq and is a predicted model, not a curated record.